Branchiostoma floridae (Florida lancelet) is the source of this 2491-nucleotide messenger RNA. Its product is annotated as complement C1q-like protein 4. Bases 374 to 1174 code for a protein of 266 amino acids. Gene Ontology annotation, molecular function: protein binding. The record is from RefSeq and is a predicted model, not a curated record. The transcript has a single exon. NCBI's taxonomy places the organism in Eukaryota, Metazoa, Chordata, Leptocardii, Amphioxiformes, Branchiostomatidae.
GCUUUCCCCUUUGUGCGAGAGAAGUGUGCGGUGAAAUUGAGUUAAACGUCUUCAGGUGCGCUCAUCGUGACGGUUUUCCGCCAAUUUGGUAUUCCCCGGGGGGUCCGGGCUUUCGUGCGAUAUUGUAAUUCAAUGCGACGUUAUGGUCCAAAAACGCUUUCGCUCACCCAAUUAGCAAGGUGUGCUUACGGACUCCAAAUUGUCACCCCGGCAUUAAAUAAUCAAGUCGAUACACGGAAAGAGCAUUCACGCCCCUCUGGCUCCCCCGAUGCGGCUGCUUUUGGACGUUGAGACAGUUAACUCCUUGCCGCCGAUGCUUGACGGAGUGGAAAGACUUGAGACGACUUAAAACACACCGGAGGGGCGAGAGAAGAUGGGGUGGCUGCUUCUGAAGUGUGUGGGGCUGCUGGUCGCGGUGCCAAUAUUAGCAGAGUCGCAGGAGAAGGGGGACGGCCUGCCAACGUGUAGCAUCGCCUGCCAGACGAGAGCGGAUACGUCCGAGGCAGUGGCGCUCCCGAUCAUAGGCGAGCCCGGCAAGCCUGGCGCCAGAGGCGAACGCGGCCUUACGGGCAGACCCGGGCCGAGGGGUCCCAAAGGAUCGCCUGGCCCUCCAGGUCCCCCCGGGCCUCCAGGCCCUCCAGGCCCGAAGGGAGAGAAGGGUGGCUUCGGUAAACCGCCGACAACAGGCAUGGACUGCUGCUUGUACUCUGAUAACCCGCUGGGGAGUAAGUCCGCGGACGCGCUGUCCUGGCUGCCGGCCGGAACUCAGGAGGACAUGUGGGCCGGCUUCUCCGUCGCCGUGACGACGGACGUCUUCGCCACGGAGGACACCACCGUCAUCUUCGACCACGUCUUCUCCAACGUCGGGGACGGCUACAACAAGCGCACGGGCACGUUCACCUGCAAGCUGGGCGGCUGGUACUACUUCACCUUCCACGUGCUGAAGCCGCGGUACCGGGACGGCAUGUGGGCGGACCUGAUGCUGAACGGCGUCCAGCAGACCUCCGCCAUCGCCUUCGACGACAGCCACAGCGACACGGGCAGCAACUCUCUGGUGCUCAGCUUAAAGCAGGGCGACAAGGUGUGGAUCAGACUGCGCAAGGAUCACACCCUGUACGGCAGUGGGGACAAGUUCAGCACCUUCUCCGGCUUUCUUCUCUACAGAACCUACUGAAACCGAGACCUUCCCUAAACCACAAUAAGAACAGGCACAACAUUGAAAGGAUUCCACAAGACGUUAACGUUUCGGUGGGAUUUACCUAUAGCAGACGUCAACGUCAAGUCGUCUCCAUGUACAGAUUAAAUAACAUCGUAACGAAGGAGUCUUUUUGAGGAAGAUAAGAUACAUUUUCACCGCACUUGACCUCUAGGAUAGAUCGUGGCUGACUUUUCGACCGACACUAUGCAAGCUCCGAUGGUUCCCGACCCUAGCGUAAUGCAGACAAAGGUGUGUCGAUCGAGAUAUGUUUCAGUCGCGCCUUGAAGAAGGUGAUAGCUCUUAUGACUGAUGUGCGGUACGUUUAUCUUAACACCAGAAGAUUAUGUUCUUGAAGACGUCUUCUGUAGAUAUAUGUCUUAAGACAGAACAGAUGACAUUACUCACGUCGACCAUUGUUCUUUUUCAUUACGACGUAGGCAAGUAAAGUUAGCGUAGCGUCUCAUUUUAGCGAAGAUAUAUUUCUUGCCAUAACGUUCUGUGCAUGUACAGUAUAUUUUCUAUCAAAUAGUACGUAUUAACGCGUGGGUUGAGCAGCAUUUUCAUGAACGGCACGAUUGAGAGAUGCCGAAAACGGCCACGGAUAUGGGAAAACGCAGUAGGUAAAGCAAACUACUAAUGGAACUGGACAUGCAUGAAAGGCCACGGAGGAAAUACACCAAAUUGAAGGAACCCCGACUAUUAGAAUCGCCCAUCCUGAACGUUACACGUGGCGUUUGAUGUGCCGUUUGGGCAAAACCUGCCAGGCUGUAUGACACGGCUCCUGUUUCUACAUUACGGCGGGCCGGCGGUAGGCUAGGCUGCUUGCGGUACAAUAAAUGGCGUGGGUUGACUGUACAUGUUGUACCAGGCCAUCACGUAUGUUUUCUUUUCUCUCUCACUCACGUCAGACAUGCAAGUGCAUCAUGUAGGCUUUCCACGUAAUAUACUUCAUAAGAGCUGUGUGUGUUACAGUGCAUGGGCAUUUAUUAGAAACCGUUCUAUACGGCCAAUCUAGGUAGUAUACGUUGCCCCCCUCCCCAUUUUCAGACGAGAACGCGUGUCCGAGCGCACAGACGCGGAAUAAGAGCGGUAAUGGCCUUUCAAUCAGCUGUAAUUGCCCGGCCACUUCCUCUUAAUUUUCCACGUUUGAACCCGAAUGACGCGGGAGAGGGAGGAAGAAAAGAGGGCCGCUGACAGGCGGCGUGCUCGGCACAGCUCAAGCGAGGUAAUUGGAGAUGGUCCGAACGUAAACACAGUACGUGGGCAAAAUGUGCGAUGCCACGCUUGUUCCAU